Salvia splendens (bonfire salvia) is the source of this 2004-nucleotide messenger RNA. It is a transcript of the gene DAU1, whose product is annotated as TRM32-like protein (DUF3741). The record is from RefSeq and is a predicted model, not a curated record. The coding region runs from base 31 to 2004 and encodes 657 amino acids. NCBI's taxonomy places the organism in Eukaryota, Viridiplantae, Streptophyta, Magnoliopsida, Lamiales, Lamiaceae. The transcript is spliced from 2 exons.
AAAAAUCUAGUGUACGUUUAAAGAUAAAACAUGAUAAGAACGCACAUUUUAGGUUUGACACAUGCAUGGUGUGAAUUGUCUCAGGCUAAGCAUGCCGCCGACCACAAAACCCCCUCCAUGAAGUCAAGAAUAAAAGCCUUGACAGAGGAGGUCUGCAAGAAGAAAGGCCACCACCGACGAAGCACGUCCUACCCUGUCCCAAACCCGCCCGACGAGAACCUCCUCUUCCACCAUAAGGGCAAGUCUCUCGACUGCGUGGGGGCGCCUCUCGAAGGCUGCUCCGACCCCUAUGCUUCAACCUCUCGAGGGCGCCACAUCAGGCUCAACUAUCUGAAACAGAAUGAGGUAGAUCACCCUGUUAGAGAUCACACCCUUGUUCAUGGCAACUUGAUCUACGCAAUCGAGCCUACCAGAGUCGAUGCUCUUCAUGAAUCCAAGCUUUUCAUGGAUGCUUUGAAUCUGCUCAAUGUGAGAGAGGAGAUGUUCUUGAAUAUCAUGAAAGACCCAAGUAUUUCUAUGGCUAAUCAGCUGCAUUGUCGCCGCUCGCCUAAUUUGAGAUAUGGAUUGAAUAAGUCCAUCUCGUUUGCUCAUUCGGGGACGACAGAUUUCGAUGAUUUGGAAGGCUGGGCUGCUACGAGGAGGAGUCAUGAUGUGAAUAAAAGUAGAGAGGAGAUUAAGCAAGAGAACCAGGCGUGUGAGGUUUUGGACAAUGCCGCUUCGCCUGCAGCAGCAGCAGCCACCAUUUUGAGGAAGAAGAGCGACGAGAACAGAGCUGGGCUGAUGCGUUUCAAGAAUAUCCGGGAGAAGAUCAGGUAUGUCAUCCGGGAUAGGAAGAAGGAGAAGAAUCGGAUCAUGAUGGACGCGUUGCACCACAAGGUGCCUUAUGGGACCAGUCCCUCGAAGAAGCUGACCGAGGAUGGUGUCCAGGCCGGGAGGUCGGAUUUUGGCAAGGGCUCUUCAAAGGACUACAAGAGGGCGGCUUCGUUGGAUAGGUAUAAUCAGUUGCUGGAUAUUAGCUCCGGAAAAGAGGGUAAAAGAAAUGAGUCGAAGUCGAGUGGUGUUGGGAGGAAGCCUCCCACUCUGGGGAGGAUUCUCUCGCUUCCUGAUAUCAGGACUCAUAUUCCUGAUAUCAGGUUUAACGAGGAGAGGGCGUUGGAACGCGUGGAUAGUGAAGAUGAAGGUGUCACAGGACAUAGGGAGCAAGAAGAAGAGAAUGAUGCAGGUGAUGAGGAGGCGAGGCCGUCUCACGUGCCAUCAGAAGUUGAGCAGCAAGAGCAUGAAGCAUCACCCUCAGAGGAUUCAAGAUCCUCCAAAAGGCAUAGUAGCAUUGAGGAGGAGGAUGAUGAACUAAUCGAACUUGAUGUGGAAGAAGGGGAGCUAGACCUAGACCUAGACGUAGACGUAUACGAUAGGUGUAUGUCAGCACAAGAUGCGGUUGGCAUAGUUCAGGAGAGCCAAAUAAAGGAGUUAUAUAGUGAACUGGUGCAGGAGCAGGGGGAUGAGAAGAACAAUGCGGAGUUCAACUACGUGAGGGGGGUGCUUGAGCUGUCCGGGUUCACGAGGAACGAGAGCACGCUGGGGAAGUGGCGGUCAGGGGAGUACCCUCUCACCCCCUCAGUGUUUGAGGAAGUCAGCGAUCAGCAAGACUCAUGUUGUGCACCGGAUCAAGAAGAUGGGAUAUCCAACCAGAUCCUCUUGUUUGAUCUCAUCAACCAGGUCUUGCUAGAGAUCCAUGAAAGAUCUUUCUGCUACUGGCCCACGCGUCUCACUACCCGCUCGAGUGUGCAUCCCUUGCCUAAGGGAUCGCGCGUCUUGGAGCAAGUGUGGGCUGAGAUAAGAGGGCUGCUUAGCUCAGUGCCUCAGUCUGAUACGGAUAUGGAUGAUGCUGUGAGCCGCGACUUGGCUCGGGACGACGGUUGGAUGAAUCUACAGUUGGAUGCAGAGUGUGUAGGACUUGAGCUUGAGGAAAUUAUAUUUCAUGAUCUUCUUGAUGAGAUUUUUUGA